Dipodomys ordii (Ord's kangaroo rat) is the source of this 1218-nucleotide messenger RNA. It is a transcript of the gene Pym1, whose product is annotated as within bgcn homolog (Drosophila). Bases 122 to 757 code for a protein of 211 amino acids. The record is from RefSeq and is a predicted model, not a curated record. The transcript has 3 exons. Gene Ontology annotation, cellular component: exon-exon junction complex; cytoplasm. Gene Ontology annotation, biological process: exon-exon junction complex disassembly. Gene Ontology annotation, molecular function: RNA binding. Lineage: Eukaryota; Metazoa; Chordata; Mammalia; Rodentia; Heteromyidae.
UGGCAGGAUAUCUGGGGGUGGAGGGGGGCCUCGAGUUAGGUAAAGUAAGUAAACAGGGGAUUCUUUUGGAUCUUACCUCUAUGUCCCCCUUGCAGAGACAGGUCCUUUGGACCUUUGGAAGAUGCAGAAACUACUCAGGCACUUCAGUCAAGACCAAAGUAUGUCACUAGGUUUUCCUGGCAAGUACAUCGCGUCAACACAACGACCUGAUGGGACCUGGCGCAAGCAGCGGAGGGUGAAAGAAGGCUAUGUGCCCCAGGAGGAGGUCCCAGUGUAUGAAAAUAAGUAUGUGAAGUUUUUCAAGAGUAAACCAGAGCUGCCUCCAGGGCUGAGCCCUGAAGCCACCGCCCCUGUUACCCCAUCUAGACCAGAAGGUGGUGAACCAGGCCUCUCCAAGACCGCCAAACGCAACCUGAAACGAAAGGAGAAGAGGCGGCAACAGCAAGAGAAAGGAGAGGCAGAGGCCUUGAGCCGGACUCUUGAGAAGGUGUCUUUAGGAGAGACAGUCCAACUCCCCAGUGCUCUGCAAAUCACCCAGGCAGCCCCUACAGCUGCCUGUGAUCCACCUGACUCAGCGGCCACCACAGAGAAAGCCAAGAAGAUAAAGAGCCUAAAGAAGAAGCUUCGUCAGGUGGAGGAGCUACAGCAGCGGAUCCAGGCUGGGGAAGUCAGCCAGCCCAGCAAAGAGCAGCUGGAGAAGCUAGCAAGGAGGAGGGCGCUGGAGGAAGAGCUGGAGGACUUGGAGCUAGGCCUGUGAAGCCUGUGGGAAUAGGAAGUAGACUGCAGAACAAACCGUGGGGCUAUCUGGGACCCGGGGAGCGUGGGCAGAUGCAGUCAAGUGGGGUAUGCCUCAGAUUGGCUCCUUCCCACUUCUUGCCGCCCAGCUCUGUCCUCCAAAACCUAGCCUCUCCUUCAUUCAUUCCUUCCCUUUUCUCCCCAGUUCCUAUUUUUUGGACAUUUCCCCUCCAAUUCUUAGUGUUCAAAAUCUCAGUGACUACCCCAGGUACCUCUGCUGCUGAUUUGGGUGUCUUUGUUUAAAAGAAAAUCGGGUGGGUGGGAAUGGAAUCUCUUGAGAACUGAGGCUAGGGUUUAGAGAAUGCACCCAAGUUCUGGAGUCUUGGUUCCUGUUUACAGUGUUGAUGACAUUUUUCCCUGGCCAUCCUAACCUUUUUUUUUUUUUUUUUCUAAGAGUACAAUAAUAAACUCAAGUAGACAACA